AUGGCUCUCGACAACUCUAUCAUCUCAACCGCAAUACCUCGCAUAACCGACGAGUUCAACAGUUUGAAUGAUGUGGGCUGGUACGGAAGCGCAUAUCUUCUUACUACCGCAUCUCUCCAGUUACUCUACGGCAAGCUUUACACAAUAUUCAGCAUCAAGUCCAUUUACCUUAUUGCCAUCACUCUGUUCGAACUGGGAAGUCUGGUUUGCGGUAUCUCACCAAACAGUACUUCCCUUAUUCUCGGUCGCGCUGUCGCAGGCCUCGGGGGUGCUGGAAUCUAUGUCGGGUCCCUCAUCGUUCUCACUCAUACCGUACCUCUCAAGAAGCGCCCAGUUUACACAAGUCUUGUCAGCAGCAUGUGGGGGGUCUCAUCUGUUGCCGGUCCAUUGCUCGGGGGUCUAUUGACUGACAGCCUUUCCUGGCGAUGGUGCUUCUACAUAAACCUUCCAAUCGGGGCUAUCACUGUUCUGGUGAUCAUGCUCUACUUUCCCGAUCCCAUGCGCAGCGCAACUCAACGGACAUGGCGCUCAUGCUUCAUAUGUAUUGACCCCUUAGGCAACCUUCUUUUCAUGCCAGCCAUAAUCUGCCUCUUACUGGCUCUUCAUUGGGGAGGCAUCAGAUACCCUUGGACCUCACCUCAUGUUAUGGGCCUUCUUGUCGCUUUCGCCACGGCAAUUUCAGCGUUCGUCUAUCUGCAAUGUUACAGCGAGGACCACGCUAUGGUUCCACUACGUAUUUUCACACAGCGCAGUGUCUGGUCAUCUUCCUUUUACGCCUUCAACCUAGGCGCUGCCUAUCUCCUAUCCGUUUACUUCCUCCCUAUCUGGUUCCAAACCGUCAAAGGCGCCUCUGCUGUCACUUCAGGAGUCAUGAACCUGCCAUUGCUCGUUGCCGUCGUCAUUUUUUCUAUCGUGGCAGGCACAUUCGUCACUGCUUGGGGAUAUUAUGCCCCUUGGAUGAUUCUGGGUUCUGUUCUCAUGGCUGUCGGUUAUGGUCUUAUUUCCACAUUCAACUCGAACACCCCAUCGUGUCUUUUGGUCGGAUUCCAAAUCCUUGCUGGCGCCGGCGUUGGGGUAGGCAUGCAGCAGCCCUUGAUGGCUGUACAGGUUGUGCUGGACCCGGCAGACUUGCCCACAGGGACUGCGAUCAUUGUUUUCAUGCAGACCAUUGGCGGUGCAAUUUUCGUUGCCGUUGGACAGAUGGCGUUUACCAACAACCUCCUCGAGGGCAUAGUGCAGUAUGUUCCCGACAUGGAUCCACAUAUUAUUAUGGCUUCUGGUGUGACAGCCAUCCGCCAAACCAUUGCUCCGGAGUUGUUGCCUGGCAUCACUCACGCCUACAAUAGUGGCCUGGCGAAAACGUUUCUGAUCAGUGCUAUAACGGCAUCAGCGACUAUCAUCGGGUCGCUUUGUGUCGAAUGGAAGAGCAUCAAGGGCAAGAAUGUGCACAUCAGCAUGGCGUGA
Molecule: messenger RNA, 1464 nt
Organism: Colletotrichum truncatum
Lineage: Eukaryota; Fungi; Ascomycota; Sordariomycetes; Glomerellales; Glomerellaceae
Source: RefSeq, a predicted model, not a curated record